AUGGCCAAGGCAACUGUGAUGGCCAUCCUCGGCCCAUUGGACCGACCGCGAUUGUCGGGUGGAAAUGGUCAAGGGAAACUUGACCUUUCUCGUCUGGAAACGCUCAGGAGAGCGGACCCUCUUAAGGAGUCGGGCUUCCUCCUGAAGGAGGUGAACUCCCUCCUGCACCCCUACGGUGCAAUUUCCAAGGUGGAGAAUCUGGAGAAGGAGGUCCAAGACCGCUACUACCUUCCGAUCUCGGUGAUCGUCGAGUUUGAAAUGUGUGACGCUCGCCGAGAUGCUCUCGGUGAUUGUCGAGUACGAAAUGUUCGACGCUCUCGGUGAUCGUCGAAUUUGAAAUGUUCGACGCUCGCCGAGAUGUUCUCUCGGUGAUCGUCGAAUACGAAAUGUUCGACGCUCGUCGGGAUGUUCUGACAUCCAGGAGAAUCCCAAGAGAUUCUUGACCAUUCAGAGAGAGAGAGAGAGAUUCUUGACCAUAUAGAGAGAGAGAUUCUUGACCAUUCAAAGAGAUUCUUGACCAUUCAGACAUUCCUCAGCUUACCGACCCGACACUCGCGCACUCUUCUCGGAGCCGCAACUUGGUAACAUGGUCACGUCUACUCUUACUUGGCUUUGGCGGUUCCUGGUCGACAUGGAUUUCGUGGGUUGCAGGGAAGUGUUGGAACGAUCGAGAUGGAAAUCAAUGGCAUGGGCGGACUUGUUCUUCUGUAUCACACAAUGCAAAACCUCACACCCCUCUUGAUCACC
Ilyonectria robusta is the source of this 747-nucleotide messenger RNA. RefSeq lists its product as uncharacterized. The record is from RefSeq and is a predicted model, not a curated record. The transcript is spliced from 4 exons. NCBI's taxonomy places the organism in Eukaryota, Fungi, Ascomycota, Sordariomycetes, Hypocreales, Nectriaceae. The coding region runs from base 1 to 324 and encodes 107 amino acids.